AUGUCAGAGAAAUCAGCGGCGGACGAUUUCUUUGGCAUAGAGCAUAUGUCUAGUCAGUUCGGAGCUGAGGAAGGAGAGCGGAAGGAAGGGAGCACAGCCGAAAACAGAGAAGUGGAGAAAGCGUUCACAGGACUUAAUCUUGAGAAAGUCGAUAAGCAGCAAUCGGGAACUGAAUUUUUCGACCGAGCAUUUUUCGGCGAAUUCAAGCAUGAACGAAUUACCUGUGAGCAAGAAACUAACCAUUCAGUUGACUUCUUCGAGGAAAAUUUUUUUAAGAAACUCCCUUCUGAGAGCAAAAUUGCUGUACCGUUUACCAAAAAAGUUCGUGAGCAGCACUUAUGUGAAGGUGUAACAGAAGAUCACCUACAACUUGAAGGACGAACAGUUCCCGUCAGGACGUUACGUAAUCUACAGGAAGACGUGACUGGGAAGAAAGGACAAGAAAAAGUCGUACCACCGUUAGAAGAAUACGUUGAAAAUGAAGUUGUUGGACACCGCUCUGAAGAGGUAUCUGGUUUACACAAUAUUCGAUCAAUGAUUACCCCUAUUUGGAGAAUGAAUGACGAGGAGUUAGUGGAUUUCAUGACAAAAAGAAUAAUUUAUAAAGAUGAUAACAUAAUUGCAUUUGAUAAACCGUAUGGAAUGGCUUAUUCAGUGAAAUCACUGGAUAAAUAUCAAUCUGGCGUUGUUGUAUUUGCUAUGAACUCAUUAGUGAAAUCGGAGCUGAAAGGAAGUGUGAGUAGUGGAUUGGUAGAACAAGUAAGCAGGUGUAUUGUUCGUGGAGAACUUAGUGACUCACCAUUGAAAAUAACAAUUCCUCUAAUCAAAGCUAUGAAGGAAAGGGACAUAAAGAUGAUGCCUUUGGUUACAAAUAAGGCUGUUGGAGAAAUUUUCUACGUUGAGUCAGAGUGCCGCACCAUAAAAGGAAACCAAUACGUUUCUAGCGUCGAAGUAAUCACACAUAAAGAAGCUCCUCAUCAAAUACGUGCCCACCUGGCAUUAGCAGGGUGUCCUCUUAUUGGAGAUGCCAAGUAUAGUAACUCUUCACCUCGACCGCCCAGAUUAUCUCAUCGUGUGCUUAAUCUGUUGGGGAUCACAGAUUCACAAAGUCGCAAAAUCCCUAUGUAUCUCCAUUUGAAGCAGAUUCACUUUCCGGACGCUUCAAAGUCAAUGAAGCCCAUGCGAAGUGCCACAAGAAACCUAACGAGCUUCUUCUUCCGUGUACGGAACAUCAAUUUCACUUCAUUUGUUUUCCAGGCUUUUUAUUUACAUUACAAUUGCAAAAUAUGGAGGUGUACGCCAGAAGUGGCAAGUUCUAUAUUCCACUUAGCUAAACGUAACAAGGACAACUUUGAGAAGCAAAUUAGAGAACACUAUGCAUUGAGUGUGCAUAAGGAUUUUGUGCUGAGACUGUUUCUGACGAAGAUCCCUGUUGAGAACAUUGACUAUGAAUGGGAGUCGAGAAUGCUGUGCUUGUUUACGAAGUAUCUUGAAUUAGAACGAUUGGUAUGGAACUUGUCAACGCUUGGUGGUGCUUGUUCUGCCAUGGGAGAUUAUGACAUAUCAUUUGCCAAACGGGCUGGUAUAAUCUCAGAGAAGCAAUUGCAAAUUGCGUCAGAGUUGGAUGACCGCACUCUGCUGGCUAGAUGCCACCUUUAUGUUGCUCUUAGUGUCGCUCAACAGGCCAAUUUUAUUGAAGCAAAAAGAAUUGUUAGGAUUAUUUAUUUAUGGGCACGCCACACUCAGAAUGAGUUCGUUAAAUCUUGCUGCCAAGGAGUGCGAGCUAAAAUCAAGUCGAUUGAGUUGUUUGGUACACACGCUCUCCGAAGUGACUGUAAUACUACAACCGGGUUCAUUAGGUCACUCAAGCUCUUUACGGGUUUGUUGACACAACUGUUGUGA
Molecule: messenger RNA, 1902 nt
Organism: Necator americanus (New World hookworm)
Lineage: Eukaryota; Metazoa; Nematoda; Chromadorea; Rhabditida; Ancylostomatidae
Exons: 20
Coding region: 1-1902 (633 amino acids)
Biological process (GO): enzyme-directed rRNA pseudouridine synthesis
Molecular function (GO): pseudouridine synthase activity; RNA binding
Source: RefSeq, a predicted model, not a curated record